GCCCCAUGCGGAUCUUCGUCAACGAUGACCGGCACGUGAUGGCCAAGCACUCGGCCGUGUACCCGACGCAGGAGGAGCUGGAGGCCGUGCAGAACAUGGUGUCCCACACGGAGCGGGCGCUCAAAGCCGUCUCCGACUGGAUCGAUGAGCAGGAGAAAGUGAGCGGGGAGCAACCCGAGCCGGAGUCCAUGGAGACGGCGCCCGAGGAGGAGAACAAGGAAGGGGGGGAUCAGAAAGCCACGGAGCAGCUGACCAGGACCCUGCGGGGAGUGAUGCGCGUCGGGCUGGUGGCCAAAGGCCUCUUGCUGAAAGGGGACUUGGAUCUGGAGCUCGUUCUGCUCUGCAAGGAUAAACCCACCACGGAGCUCCUGGAGAAAGUAGCUGACAACCUCGGAGUCCAGCUUGCUGCUAUUACUGAAGACAAGUACGAGAUAAUCCAGUCCGUCGGCGACGCUGCCAUCGUCAUCAAGAACACGAAGGAGCCGCCGCUGACCCUGACCAUCCACUUGACCUCCCCGGUGGUCCGGGAGGAGCUGGAGAAGCAGCUCGCCGGAGAAACGCUAUCAGUCACCGACUCCCCGGACGUUCUGGACAGGCAGAAAUGCCUUGCUGCCUUGGCGUCACUGCGGCACGCCAAGUGGUUCCAGGCCAGGGCGAACGGGCUCAAGUCCUGCGUCAUCGUGAUCCGAGUGCUGCGGGACCUCUGCACGCGGGUUCCCACCUGGGCUCCGCUCCGGGGAUGGCCUCUGGAGCUGCUGUGCGAGAAAUCCAUCGGCACCGCCAACCGGCCGAUGGGAGCCGGCGAGGCCCUGCGGAGGGUGCUGGAGUGCCUCGCCUCGGGAAUCGUCAUGCCAGAUGGUUCUGGUAUUUAUGAUCCUUGUGAAAAAGAAGCCACUGAUGCUAUUGGGCAUCUAGACAGACAACAAAGGGAAGAUAUCACACAGAGUGCUCAGCACGCUCUGAGACUUGCUGCUUUUGGCCAACUGCACAAAGUCUUGGGGAUGGACCCUCUCCCUUCCAAAAUGCCCAAGAAACCAAAGAACGAGAACCCCAUUGACUACACUGUCCAGAUUCCUCCCAGCACCACGUACGCCGUGACCCCCCUGAAGCGCCCCAUGGAAGAGGAUGGGGAGGAGAAAUCACCCAGCAAAAAGAAGAAGAAGAUACAGAAAAAAGAGGAGAAGCUGGAACCCCCGCAGGCCAUGAACGCGCUGAUGAAGCUCAACCAGCUCAAACCGGGCCUCCAGUACAAGCUGGUCUCUCAGACCGGGCCCGUUCACGCCCCCAUCUUUACCAUGUCCGUGGAGAUCGACGGCAGCACCUUCGAGGCCUCGGGGCCUUCCAAAAAGACAGCCAAGCUGCACGUGGCCGUGAAGGUAUUACAGGACAUGGGGCUCCCCACCGGCGUGGAGGGCAAGGAAGCCGGCAAGGGCGAUGAAUCGGCCGAGGAGAGCGAACAGAAGCCCGUGGUGGUCGCUCCUCCUCCCGUGGUGGAAACGGUGGCGACGCCGGCGGCCGCGUCUCCUCCUUCGGAUCAGAGCGCCGAGAAUGUGAAGCAGCAGGGACCAAUCCUGACCAAGCAUGGCAAGAACCCAGUGAUGGAGCUUAAUGAGAAGCGGCGCGGGCUCAAGUAUGAGCUCAUCUCCGAGACGGGGGGCAGCCACGACAAGCGCUUUGUCAUGGAGGUGGAAGUGGAUGGGCAGAAGUUCCAAGGGGCCGGUUCCAAUAAGAAGGUGGCCAAAGCCUACGCCGCGCUGGCCGCCUUGGAGAAGCUCUUCCCCGAUGCUCCGGUGCCCAUCGAGCAGAACAAGAAGAAAAGAGCCCCCGUGCCCACGAGAGGGGGGCCCAAAUUCGCCGUCAAGCAGCACAACCCCGGCUUCGGGAUGGGAGGCCCCAUGCACAACGAGGUGCCCCCCCCACCCAACAUGCGCGGCCGCGGGCGAGGCGGCAACAUCCGAGGCCGAGGGAGAGGCCGGGGGGGCUUCGGGGGCAACCACGGGGGCUACAUGAAUGCAGGAGGUGGCUACGGGAGCUAUGGUUACGGAGGAGGCAACUCGGCCACUGCCGGCUAUAGCCAAUUCUACAGCAACGGCGGCCACAGCAACUCGGGCAGCGGCGGCGGCGGCUCCGGCGGCUCCGGUUACGGCUCCUACUACCAAGGAGGGGACAACUACAACUCCCCGGUGCCCAAGCACGGGGGGAAGAAGCAGCAGCACGGGGGGCAGCAGAAAGGCUCCUACGGCUCCGGCUACCAGGCCCAUCAGGGCCAGCAGCAGCAGGCCUACAACCAGAACCAGUACGGCGGCGGCGGCGGCGGCAACUACGGCCCGCCGCAGGGCAAGCAGAAGGGCUACAACCACGGGCAAGGCAAUUACUCAUCCUACUCCAACUCGUACAACUCGCCCGGAGGGGGAGGCUCUGAUUACAGCUACGAGAGCAAAUUCAGUUACGGCAGCAGCGGCCGCGGCGGCAACAACUACUCCGGUGCUUCCUACAACACGGGCGGCUACGGGGGGGGCUCGGGGGGCGGCGGCUCCUCCUACCAAGGUGGAUAUUCCUCCCAAUCCAACUACAACUCCCCCGGCUCCGGGCAGAAUUACAGCGGCCCCCCCAGCUCCUACCAAGCUUCCCAAGGCGGCUACGGCAGGAACGACCACAGCAUGAGUUACCAGUACAGAUAGAGCCGCGGCUCCGGGGCCUCCGGGCCCUCCGGAAG
Pezoporus flaviventris is the source of this 2716-nucleotide messenger RNA. It is a transcript of the gene ILF3, whose product is annotated as interleukin enhancer binding factor 3. Gene Ontology annotation, molecular function: double-stranded RNA binding; single-stranded RNA binding. Gene Ontology annotation, cellular component: precatalytic spliceosome. Lineage: Eukaryota; Metazoa; Chordata; Aves; Psittaciformes; Psittacidae. The record is from RefSeq and is a predicted model, not a curated record.